Entelurus aequoreus (snake pipefish) is the source of this 1499-nucleotide messenger RNA. RefSeq names its product JunB proto-oncogene, AP-1 transcription factor subunit a (gene junba). Bases 279 to 1289 code for a protein of 336 amino acids. Gene Ontology annotation, molecular function: transcription factor binding; DNA-binding transcription factor activity, RNA polymerase II-specific; RNA polymerase II cis-regulatory region sequence-specific DNA binding. The transcript has a single exon. The record is from RefSeq and is a predicted model, not a curated record. Gene Ontology annotation, cellular component: transcription regulator complex. NCBI's taxonomy places the organism in Eukaryota, Metazoa, Chordata, Actinopteri, Syngnathiformes, Syngnathidae. Gene Ontology annotation, biological process: regulation of cell cycle; regulation of transcription by RNA polymerase II; regulation of cell population proliferation.
GCCGGGCAGCUUUUUAUUAGCCAGGACAAAAGACGCACGAUCGAUCGGACAGAUUUAAGACAAUAAAAGCUCAGCGACACGCGAGUGGAAUGAAAACACCCGAGUUAGUUACCGGACUCCGCUUUGAUUCCAACUAAAGGUACAAAUCGACGACUUGGUAUAGUAGAGUUCCACUAUUUUGGAAGUUUUGCUGUUUUGAUUUCUCAUAACACAGCGGGACUUGCUGUGAAAAGUCGGGACACCUUCACGAACUAAUUGUCUGAUUUGAAAAGCAAAAUAUGUCCACACUAACGGAACAGCCUUUUUAUGACGACUCCUUUCUCUCUGCUUAUGGCCAUCCAGGAGCAGCGCUGCCAGACUACAAGUUGCUCAAGCAGAACAUGAACUUGAACUUCUCCGAUCCUUACCGGAGCUCCAACUUCAAGUCUCAGCAGCACCUGCGCGCCGACGCCGAGUUCUAUUGCGCGGCGGCGGCGGCAGCGGCGGACUCGUCCGGCUCUCUCAAGCUCGCUUCCCCCGAUUUGGAGCGACUCAUCAUCCAGAACAGCAACGGGCUCAUCACCACCACGCCGACGCCCAGCCAGUACGUGUACAACCGGGGCAUCACCGAGGAGCAGGAGGGCUUCGCCGAGGGCUUCGUGAAGGCGCUGGACGACCUGCACAAGAUGAACCAGAUGGCACCGCCGAACGUGUCCAUCGGAACCGGGGGCGUCGCCUGCGCGGCCCCCGGCUCCGUGUUCGGGGCGUCCAUGCAGCCGGAACCGCUGGAGUACACCAACUUAAGCAGCUGCUCGACCAACCCCGGCUUGUCGUCGGCGGUCAGCUACCCGUCCACUACCAUCAGCUACCUGCCGCACCACCCGGUGUACCAGCACCACCAGCACCACCACCAGCAGCUCCCCGCCGCCUCGGCGCACCCCUUCCACGCCGGGCUCCACGCCCCGCGCUUCGGCGGCCUGAAAGAGGAGCCCCAGACGGUCCCGGACAUGCACAGCAGCGACAACAGCUCCCCGCCCAUGUCCCCCAUCGACCUGGAGAACCAGGAGCGCAUCAAGGCGGAGCGCAAGCGGCUCAGGAACCGCCUGGCGGCGUCCAAGUGUCGGCGGCGCAAGCUGGAGCGCAUCGCGCGUCUGGAGGACCGAGUGAAAGUACUGAAAACGGACAACGCCGGCCUGUCCAACACGGCAGUGCUGCUGCGGGAGCAGGUGGCGCAGCUCAAACAGAAAGUGAUGACGCAUGUGAGCAGCGGCUGUCACCUCAUGUUGUCUCCCAAAGUCAAGUCUUACUGAGGACGCCAACACUGGACUGGAAUUGCACUGACGGCACAAAGAACUGGGAUUGUUGUGGCUGAAGUACAAAAAAAAACAACUUUGGGGCAUUUUUGGAACUGGACUUGAACUGUUUACAUUUUGUACAUUGUCUUGUAACUUAUUUCUGUUUGUCAGGUUGAGCCUGGCAUUUCUUUUUGUAUUUGUACAGUAUAUAUAUAUAUAUAUAUA